AUGGACGAGAACGGAGGAUCCGUGAGACGAAAGCGCGGCAGGCAAUCGUCAGUCAGCAAUGCUUCGACACCAGGAUCGGCUACCAAGAAGCGCAAGCUCGACGAUGGCGAAGCAGCGGCCACGGAGACAAACGGGUCGGAGACGGGCCGCGGUCGAGGCGGCAGGCGGUCCUUUAUGGCGGCGCUCUCUGAUGCCAUCUCCUUGGCCAGGGGCCAGAAGAAGGUGAAGGAGUCGCAGUCACAGGAGAACCUUAGAGCCGACUCCAAAGACGAAAGCCCCACCAAAGCGGCUACCAUGCCAGCCAAAAGGGGCCGGCCGCGCCCCUCGAUUCUUGGCGAAAAGGGGAAAAGUGUGUACGACUUUCCCGGUUCGGAUGGAGAGACCACGGCGGCUGCGACAAUAACGACAGAAAAGACGAUGCCGAGGAAAGCGAGUAGGAAGACGGCUGGUUCUCAAAAUACGACGCCGACAUCGAAGAAGCGGACUGCAAGGGGCGCCGCGACGGCGGACCUGAUGGACGUGGACGAUGUUGAUCCUUACGGCACACUUGAGCGGGAGCAGUUGAGCGGAACACCGAGUCGUGGCCGGCUGGGCAAGACCGGCCUCGCCAACGGCGCACAGACAAGCCCUCUCAAGAGCAUCCUGACGCCGUCGAGGAAAGGGAACGAUGACACACCACGACGUCGAAAAAGCGUUGCGUUUGGACUCGAUAAGGGGAGAAAGGACGUGGAGAUCUUUUUCGAGGAUUUGCCGACGACCAAGUCCAAGGCGACACCCAAACUCCGGGGACUCGAGAAAGAAGUCGAUGCGACGGCCGAGAUAGGGAAGGGGAAAGAAGAGGAGCCGCAGGAAGAGGAAGAGGACGACGAGGUGUGCGAGAUCUGCUUGAAGCCUGACUCCAAGGCACCCAACGAAAUCAUAUUCUGCGAUAACUGCGACCUCGGAUACCAUCAAAAGUGCCACAACGUUCCCAGUAUUCCCGAGGGCGACUGGCUCUGCAAGAACUGCUCGCAGGAAGAUAUUUCCAAGACGCCGCAGAAGGCUGCCUCGUCCGCUGCCAUCAACGUGGUGCCUGUGCCCGCCGACGCACCCGAUAUUCCUAAUCUCGACAAGCACCUUCCGGCACUCCAGCGCAUACUCAUGGAUAGAUGCACGGGGCAAAGGCGGCUAAGGCUAACAGGGCUGGAUGAGGCAUAUGGCAAGGUUGGUGACAUAGUGGAACAGACGAUUACAUCUGGGGAGGGCAAUUCAAUGCUCCUCAUUGGAAGCAGGGGGUGGGCAAAACAACUUCACUGGUGGCAGGUCAUCGAGAAAGUCAUCGCGGACAUGGGGAAGAAACACCCCGGUGAUUUCCACGUUGUGCGGCUGAACGGUUUUAUCCACACGGACGACAAGCUUGCGAUUAGGGACACCUGGCGGCAGCUCGGAAAGGAGAUGGAGGUGGAUGACGACAUUGUUCACCGGACGAGCUAUGCCGACACGAUGAUGUCUCUCCUUGCGCUUCUUUCACAUCCGUCGGAAAUCACGGGUGAGGACGAGGGCCUCAUCUCCCAGGCGGUCAUCUUUGUCAUCGAUGAGUUUGACCAGUUUGCCUACCAUCCUCGCCAAACGCUUUUGUACAACCUGUUCGACAUUGCCCAGGCACGCAAAGCCCCGAUCGCGGUGCUGGGCUGCACGUCACGCGUCGACGUGGUGGAGAUGCUGGAGAAGCGCGUCAAGAGUCGGUUCAGCCACAGGUUCGUCUACGUGGCCCCGGCCCGCAGCCUGACGGGCUUCUGGGAGGUGUGUCGGCAGGGUCUAGUGGUAGACAAGGACGACGCGGCGGAAGAAGGCAUGGACACGGAACUCGAGGGGUUCGACGAAUUCAUGGAGUAUUGGGCCAAGAAGAUUGACCGGCUGUACAAGCAAGAAGCGUUCAAGCUGCUCCUCUUGGGCCAGUACUACCUCUCCAAGUCGGUCAUGGGGUUCCUUGGCCUGUGCGUGCUGCCGCUCGCUGCGCUCUCACCGUCCAACGUUGGGCUUCAGAUCCCGAGGGCGGCGUCGGUGGCCGCGCUGGCGGCACCAAUGUCGAAGUUGCACCUGCUGCGGUCGCUUUCGGACCUCGACCUAGGCCUGCUGAUCGCGGCGGCGCGACUGGACAUCAUAGCACAUACGGACGCGGUCAACUUUGCCAUGGCGUACGACGAAUAUAGCUCGCUCAUGGGACGGCAACGGGUGCAGUCGGCGAGCGCGGGCAUGCUAGCUGUCGGGGGCGGGGUGCGGGUGUGGGGACGCGGGGUGGCGGCGACGAGCUGGGAACGGCUCAUCGAUGCGAGCUUGCUAGUGCCAGCAGGACUCGGAGGCGGCAAGGGCGCGGGCGGGCUCGAGGCCAAGAUGUGGGUGGUGGACGUGUCUCUGCCGGAGAUCGCGGCGUCGGUGAAGCUGAGCGUAGUCCUGGCAAGAUGGUGCAAGGAGAUUUGA
This is a messenger RNA of Parascedosporium putredinis, 2460 nucleotides long. Lineage: Eukaryota; Fungi; Ascomycota; Sordariomycetes; Microascales; Microascaceae. The record is from the annotation of a GenBank genome assembly.